GAGGCAUAGAGCAGGCACCUUGGGGAGCUCGAGGAGCUGCGGUGCUCUUUCCCUGAGCUAGGUUUCUACUGUAGGCGGUGCAUUCCUUGGGAGGGAGGGUGUGUGUGUGUCGGUGCCUUCCCACACUCGGGGCAGCUCUUAUUUAAUGGGGGUCUCCAUGCAGGGCAGACAUCAGAAGAGACUCUGCCGUUCCCAGUUCCUAUCCAGGAGCAGCAGCAGCUUAAAUGCCAGGUGCCAGCAUGGCCCAUGUGGCCAAGAUAACUGUGGAGGAAGCAACUCCUGUGAUGAACCAAGCCUCCAGGAUGCACCUAAGGGAGGACCUGAGGAGGAUACGGUGUGCAGUGCUGCUGUGCCUACUCUCUGUGCUGGUCCUGGCACUUCCCACUAUCUACCUGCUGGUUGGAAACCUCAGAGCUCCCAGCUCCUGCACUGGCCAGGUCACAGAAGAGAGGAGCUCUCGCUUUCUGAAGCAACGGGCAGUAGAUGCUGUUACAGAUACACUUUCCAGUGCAGAAAAGCCAAGAGCUCACCUGACAGUGAAGAAACAAGAUCUCACAAGCACCAUGGGAAACUAUCUGCCUAUCCUGCAGUGGGAAGACAAGCGAGGCUUGGCUUUUACCAAGAACAACCUGAGUUAUUCCAGCAACGCACUGGUGAUUCCUGUGUCUGGGGACUAUUAUGUCUAUGCUCAGGUCACUUUCCGAGGGCCCAUUGAAAGUUACAGUAAAACAAAUUCUGUCACUGAGAUCAUCACCAAAGUCACUGACAGCUACCCUGAGCCCACCCAGCUGCUGACUGGCAUCAAGACUCUCAGUGAAAAGGGAAACAGCUGGUUCCAGCCCAUUUAUCUGGGUGCUGUGGUCUCCUUAGAAGUAGGAGACAAGCUAAUGGUCAACGUUAGCGACAUCAAGCUUGUGGAUUACACUAAGGAGCACAAAACCUUCUUUGGUGCCUUUUUAUUGUAGAUCCUUAGCAGCAGCUGGUGACCUCACUGGACUUUGGCUUUGUGGGUGCGUGUUGGGGUGAGAUCUCUGUGCUGUUCUUCUUUUAUACUGGUAUUCCCCUGCAGCACCCUGAAGCCUUAAAUUAAGAGCUAGGGAAAGCUGAAGCUGCAGGCUAAAUUGAAACAAAGUGACCACAGAACACUGAAAGUCAGAUUGGAGGAAAAAAAUGUGCUUCUGAAAGUAAAAACUGAGAGCCCUUCAAACUUUUGUAAGCUAGGGAGGAACAGUUUAUACUUGUGGAUAGGAAUAUUAGCCUUGAAUAUUGCAGCUAGGCUAUGUCAGUAGUUCCACCUCAAAUGUAUAAUCUCCUCAACUCAAAAGAAGUUUCUAACUUUCCCCAGCACUUACAGUGUAGUUUUGCAUGAGCCUUCUUCAGAUUCUUGGUUCUAAAAGGUAAUUAUUUGUCAUCAUUUCCUUACAACUAGAUUUGCUCCAUAAUUUGCACUAACAUAAAGCCCAGAUUGAUCAUUAACUGCCUAAUUAAUCCAACUUCCCUGUAAAGUAGAUUAAAAUUAUCUGGUGUUUUGCAGAAGCUACUUGAUUAUUUUUAUUUUAACCAAGCAAUUGUUUACAGUCCUUUAAUUCAAUACACAGCCUCAAAACUUUAUGUAACAUUUCUUAAGGAACAUACACAAACACUUUGUGUUUCAGCAUGAAAGUAGAAUCUUCCCAUUAGGUAAUCAGAACAUAUAGAGCAGAGAGACACAUAGAAAAAUAUUCCACACUUUUUAAACCAGCCACUGAAAUUGAGAGAAAACCUCUGCAAUAUUUUGCUUUGCAUUAUGUUUAAUGCAAAGCAAGUGCAACUAAAGAAAUCACUGCCUUGGCACACCCCUUUACAACCAUUGCCAAUGCUGCAGUGGUUCCCUAACCACAAGGGACUCCCUAGCCUUUCCCUGAGCGAAGACUGGCAAUCAGUAGUCCCUACACAAGGUCAAAAGAUCCAAAGACAGGAUCAUGGUGUGCUAUGGCCAGGUACAGAGCUCAGGAAUGUUUUGUUUCCCACAUUUUAUUAACUAGACUCACUUCCAUCUUUAAGUCCUUCCUCACAUGUCUCCUCCAUCUGUUCAGCCUUUUAAGUUGCAGCUGCCUGAAACUGGAGCAGCUAUUCCCCAUGUAUCCAUUCAGUACCUAACACAUUUGACCUGGUCUCAUUACUUCUCACAAAGGGUGUGUGGUCAUCCCUGGCAGGGCUGUUCUUACUUCUCAGAAACACCACCACAGUAAAAUCUGGUGAAAAUCUUGCUGUCUUCACAGUUCAAGACAAGGUUAUUCUCUGGGAAACUCAAAGACUUUCCAUAUCUGAAACUUCCUAAAGUGCUCUCUCAACACCCCAAGUCAAAUGCUUCUGAUGCCUUAGUUAUGUGCCCAAAAUAGGAGUUGAACUCAUAAACACGUGGAGUUUGCAGAUCUUACAGAACACCACGUGAAGCAUUUUAGGUGACUGUCACAUAAAAUGGGGUAGUCUUAAACGUGACCUUGUCCAGGACAGGUGAUUUUAGGUAGGAAAGCUUCUGUGAAGUGUUUUGUAGGAUUAAUUUGGUUUAUCCUUGGAGAAAAUCCGAUUGCAAAUUCCAGCAGUUCCAAGACAGGUGCAGAAAUUGAGAAAGCUCUUAAUUUCCACAAUCAAGAUGAGGUAGCAGUGUUCAGAGGCCAUAACACAAUCCUGACAGGCUUGUACAGCAGAUUUCCUUACAAACCCUAUCUCAUAUCUUCAUUGCUUAGUGCCUAGUGUGGUGAAUGAUGGCAAAUAUGAGGUCUGGAAGAGAGGAGUGUAUUUGGCAUACAGUAAGAGAACCCUCUAUGAGAUAAACACACACAGAUAUACGGACAUAUAUGUAUUUGUGUGUGUUCCACACAAGUCCUAGGAAACCAAUAAUGACCCUUUUUUACUAUAAGGCACAUAAUUAUUGUCCACUGUACACUAACAAUAAAUUUCACAAGCAACCAAAUUGCCUGCAGCAGCUCCAUCCCAAGUGUGACUCUUGAUCCACUAUCCUGGCACAAAGAUAUUUAUUUUAGUCCAAUUAGAGCAAGCUUUUGCAUCUAAUUACAUACACUAGCUUUUAGCACAUUUAGCAUACUAGUAGAUUUUAUAUGACAAAGUAAUAUAUAUAAGCAUUACUUGUUUUAAAGUGAUGCAGUUGUAUUGAUCCACAGAUCUACCCUAGUGGAAAUUCUCUCUCCUCCCUUUUUUUCCCUUCUCAGUGCUAAUAAUGUUUCUGUAACAGUGACCAACAAAUUUAACAAGUAUUCAAGGGCUGAUUCUGACCCUGUUGUAUAUCAGAUAUUCCUCCACAGAGUCAAUUGCAUGAAGUGGGAGUAAAACCACUUCAAGUGAGACAGAAGUCAAGCUUAAAGGCAAAUAUCUCAAACAGGCUGAACCCAAGCUGUGGAUUCUCAGUUUUCCAAAGCUAAAUAAGGAAGAAGUGUUCUGAGCAAUUUGUGUUGAUUGAAUUAGGUUGGGUUUUUUAUUUGUCCUUUUUUUUUUAACAUGUAAAUCAUUUCUGGAAAUCUGAAAAUGCAUCUGCAUCAGCACUUUCAAUCAAAUGAGAGGAUGAUGAAAUCUGGUCAUGUGAACAAGUGACCUUUAAGUCUGUGGUCAAACUGAAAACAUGUUUUGUUUUGGGUGGAUGUGAAACUAAAACAGUUCGAAGAAAAAAAAAUCCCAUCUGGAGAAAAGAGGGUGAAAUGGGCAUCUCAUGAGUUAAAAAUAUAAGAUUUCAGAUUUUGAUACUGAAAAAAAUCCCAAAACCAAACGAAGCACUUUUCAGAACAACCCCAGUGAAAGAAAAAGUAACAGCUUUCUUUUUAUUUUAACAUGUAGUCUGAUCAAAAUAUUCUCUUUUAUAUGAAUUCAUUUCUUCCCUAAUCUGUUGAAUACUCGAAACCUAACACUAAAUAUAUCCCAAACUGGUAAAAAGUUUCACUUACCUACUGCUUCCUUUCCCCUUAAAAACUAAGUAUUGGUAAAAUAAGCAUUAACUUUCUCUCCAUAUACAUACAGAGGUAAAUCUAAACCAAGCUAUAAGGAUCAAAGCUCCAAUCUUACCAACAUAUACUUGUGCUGUACUUAGGUCUUGAGCAUGUGGCUAAAAGGGUUUCAUUGUUAAAGUAAGCUCAGUUUUCCUAUUUGGGGUAUGGGAGGAGUAAAAAUCUACAUUACUCAAAUUCAAAGUGGACAAAGUGUUUUACCUGUGUUUACCCUCAACUACAUCGUUAUAGGAACAACCCUUCAAAUCAAGUUGUGCUUACGUGGACCAACUCCAGCACAUAUAUGUUGGCAAGAUUAGGAGUAAAGUUGAAGGUCAUGUUACUUAGAAAAACAUAACCCAAAUGACCAAAAUUAUGCUGCCAAGAUGGCUUUGGACAAAAUGGUUCAGUGGCUAUGAGAAGACUCUCCCUGUACUAAGGAAGACUACCAGGCUCUACUGAACUGCAGCACACACCACGUGGAACGAAGAGAUUCUCUUGUGAUUUUCAACACACAUUUCAGAAACUCCUUUUUCACCUCUGUAUGGUAUAACUGACCACACUGUGCCUUGGUUUUUUAAUGUCCUGAGUCACUCAUCAUUUCAGAUGAGAAAUGAGAAGAAAAUUCAUUCUUUAGAAGAAUUAGAAAAUGUUCAAGAACUUUUGCCCAGAUCUGGGUGUUAGACUCCAGUAUAGCAUUUUGCUACUGUAAGGAAUUGUAUGUGAUAGUAUAUUGUCUUGUGCUUCAGUGCUGAUAAAUGUCUUUACCAA
This is a messenger RNA of Colius striatus (speckled mousebird), 4748 nucleotides long. RefSeq names its product TNF superfamily member 15 (gene TNFSF15). Bases 225 to 965 code for a protein of 246 amino acids. The transcript is spliced from 4 exons. NCBI's taxonomy places the organism in Eukaryota, Metazoa, Chordata, Aves, Coliiformes, Coliidae. Gene Ontology annotation, molecular function: tumor necrosis factor receptor binding. Gene Ontology annotation, cellular component: membrane. The record is from RefSeq and is a predicted model, not a curated record. Gene Ontology annotation, biological process: immune response.